GCGAGGGAAUCGGAGGUUGCAGCUGGGCGCUGUCAUGGAGCUGCAGCAGAAAGUGCGGGAACUGGGUUGCUGGGCGGCGGAAGAGAUGGGGGUGCCCGAGGCGGCCCGGGCCCCGGAGUCGACACUGCGCAGGCUGUAUUUGGGCCAGGGAGCUGACAUCUGGGCCUAUGUCUUACAGCAUGUGCGUAGUCAAAGGAAUAUCAAGAAGAUUCGGGGAAACCUACUCUGGUAUGGCCACCAGGACAGUCCAGAGGCCCGUCGGAAGUUGGAGCUGGAAGCCACUGCAGCCCGCCUGCGGGCGGAGAUCCAAGAGCUAGACCAGAGCCUGGAGCUGAUGGAGCAGGAGUCUGAGUCUCAGGAUAUGGCCAUGGAGCAGGCACUGCAGAGCCUUCGAGACACCCAGCACCAAGCCCUCCUCCUCCAGGCCCAAGCUGGGGCUGUGCGGAGGCAACAACGUAGGCUCCGAGAGCCCAUGCAGAGACUGCAGAAUCAGCUCCAGCGCUUGCAGGACAUGGAGAGAAAGGCUAAAGUGGAUGUGACCUUUGGACCCCUGACAUCAUCAGCCCUGGCCCUGGAACCUGCAGUGUUGCGUGACGUCCGGGCAGCCUGCUCCCUUCGAGCCCAGUUCUUGCAGACCCUUCUGAUUCCCCAGGCAAGCAGAGGCAGCAUCCCAAGCCCCCAUGAUGACCAGUUUGGAACUUCCUACCAGCACUGGCUUAGCUCGGUGGAGACGCUGCUGACAAACCACCCUCCAGGCCACGUCCUGGCUGCCUUAGAGCACCUGGCUGCAGAGCGGGAGGCGGAGAUACAGUCCCUGUGCAGUGGCGAUGAACUCAAAGACGUGGAGAUAGCCAGGCCCCAGGCACCAGACCCAUCUGGCCAGGCCCUGCCAUCCACAGUGCAUCUCAUCCAGGAGGGUUGGCAGGUUGUGGGCGCACUGGUCACACAGAGGGGCACCCUCCUGAAAGAGCGACAAGUCCUGACUGACCGCCUCCAGGGCCUGGUGGAGGAGAUGGAGAAACAUGCCCUGGGAUCCAGUGAGAGGAAGGUGCUGCUUCUGGGGCUGCGAGGUUGUGGCCUGUGGGCAGAGCUCAAGGCCCUGCGUGCUCAGAGACAGGAGCUGCUGGGCGCAGCUGGGCGCAGGCAGCUCCUGCUGCGGGAGCUUCAGGCCAAGCAGCAGCGGAUCCUGCAGUGGCGCCAGCUGGUGGAGGAGACUCAGGACCAAAUCCGCCUGCUCAUCAAGGGAAACUCGGCAAGCAAGACGCGCCUGGGUCGGGGCCCGGAGGAGGUACUGGCUCUGGUACAGCGCAGAAUCAUCCCCACUGCUGAGGCAGUGGCACCCCAGAGCCAGGAGCUGCUCCGCUGCCUGAAGGAGGAAGUUAGACAUCUCCCCAACAUGGUGCUGAGGUUGAAUCCCCUGUCUGCGACCCUGCCAUCCAUCCAUCAGCUGCACCCUGCCUCCCCAAGGGGCUCCAGCCUCAUUGCUCUAAGUCACACACUGGGGCUGCGUGGAGGGAAGGCCCCAGAGCUGUUGCUUCCAAAGGCUGCCUGUCUCCGCCAAGACCUCCUGUUCCUCCAGGAUCAGCAGCGUCUCCGUGGUGGGGAUCUCCUCCACAUGCCUCUGGAACUGUCCACCCAAGAGCUGCUGCAAAUCCAGGCAUCCCAGAAAAAGGAGCAGAAAGAGAAUGUGGGGCAGACACUGAAGAGGAUGGAGACCUUUCUGAAACAGGCACUGGAACGGAUCCCGGAGCUUCAGGGGGCUGUAGGGGACUGGUGGGAGCAGCCAGGUCAAGCUGCCCUUUCUGGGGAGCUCUGUCUGGGCCUGUCUCUGCCCCAGUGGCAGCUGCGCUGGGCGCAGGCCCAGGGGGCACUACAGCAGCGGCGCAAAUGAAGAUGGACUCAAAACAGAGUGAAGAAUUCCCCUUUAGCCAAGGCUGGUGAUACAUGCCCAUAAUUCCGGCAUAGGAAGCUGAGGCAGGAGUAUUGCCUCUGUGAGUUCCAGCCACCCUGUCCUACAAAGCAAGUUUGAGGUUAGCCUAGGCUACAGAGUGAGACCCUGUCUCAAAAAUAAAUAAAUAAUAAACUGUGUCACACUUGGUCACCCCAACACUUCACUUCCCUCAAUAAAAUAAUUGAAAGAUA
Molecule: messenger RNA, 2142 nt
Organism: Jaculus jaculus (lesser Egyptian jerboa)
Lineage: Eukaryota; Metazoa; Chordata; Mammalia; Rodentia; Dipodidae
Gene: Haus5
Product: HAUS augmin like complex subunit 5
Exons: 19
Coding region: 35-1891 (618 amino acids)
Biological process (GO): spindle assembly; centrosome cycle
Cellular component (GO): HAUS complex; centrosome
Source: RefSeq, a predicted model, not a curated record